UAGAUCUAAGUAAAAGUCAAAAGUCAAUAAAUUCUCGAUUUUUAUAAUUUAAUGAUUUUAUGAUAUUUCUGAAUUAUGCAUCAACUUAUCGCCAUGAUAAUAUUGUAGUGUAAAUGUAUUUGCUUAAGUAGACGAUUUGCAGGCUGCGUUAUUUAGCGCAGUUUCAAUAAACUAGCAAUGGAUUUCGAAACAGAUGGAAGGAAUUCCCGAUCCCGUAGCCCAUCUGUAGCGUCGGAGUCGAAGAUGUCGCGCGGAUCCUCUCGCUCCCGCUCCAAGUCGGUCUCCCGCUCCCGCUCCCGGUCCCGGAGCUCCUCGCCCAAAAACCGAUCCCGAAGCGGAUCUCCGGCCAAAUCUAGAUCUAGAUCCAGAAGUGGUUCAGCUAGAUCGAGGUCGAGGAGCAAAUCUAGGUCGAGGAGCAAAUCUAGAUCUAGGAGUGGAUCGGCUAGAUCGCGAUCUAGGAGCAAAUCUAAAUCGAGAUCAAGGAGCGGCUCCGUGCGUAGAUCGAGAUCAAAAAGCGGCUCGCCGGCUAAGUCGAGAAGCGGUUCGGAAGCGUCGCGAUCGAGGUCUAGAUCGCGAAGCGGAUCACCAGCUAAAUCUAGGUCUAGAAGUGUCACCCGCAAAUCCAAGUCGCGCAGCAAAUCUAGGUCAAGAAGUGGAUCUGGAAAAUCUAGGUCCCGUAGCGGUUCACGCGCAAAGUCUAAGUCUAGAUCGCGAAGUAGAUCCGUCAGCGGGUCCCCGAGACGAUCUCGAUCGAAAAGUGGGUCUCGUGAUAAAUCUCUGGAGACUUCAACAGAAUCUAAGCCAAGAAGUAGCGAGUCCCCGAGCAAGUCAUCUGCCAAAUCUAAAUCCAGAAGUAGAUCUCCGGGAGAUGGAAAAGCUAAAAGCAAGUCACCUGAGAACAUGGACGUGGACGAAGAAGAGGCUCGAGGUCGAAAGAGAAAACGUUCGGGUUCCGGUUCUGACUCUCCCGACAAAGCUCGCUUGAAACACUCAAAAUCACGUUCCAAAUCCCGCUCUAGAUCUCGCUCUAAGUCCCGUUCCAAAUCUCACUCUAAGUCGAGAUCCAAAUCCCGUUCUAGAUCGCGCUCCAAGUCUCAUUCCAAAUCCCGUUCUAGAUCGCGUUCCAAAUCCCGUUCAAGAUCGCGUUCCAAUUCACGAUCUCGAUCCCGAUCCAAAUCUCGUUCCAAGUCGAGAUCUAAAUCCCGUUCGAGGUCGCGAUCUCGAUCUAAGUCUGGAUCCCGAUCCCCGUCCAGACUGCGAAUACGUUCGCGAUCUAGAUCCCGUUCUAAAUCCGUAUCCAAGUCUCGCUCUCGAUCAAAAUCACCGGCUAAGUCUCGGUCGAGGUCCAAAUCUCGAUCGAAGUCAAGAUCUAGGUCCAGGUCGGUGUCUAAUAAUAAAUAUAUCAGAUCGCGUUCGCGCUCGGCCUCCGCGUCUCCUUCACACAGAGGUUUUGAUAAGAAGCGUCGCGCCGUGCGCCUGGAGUCCGACGACGAGGGCGAGGCCGAGGCCGGGGCGGGGGCGGGGGCGGAGGCCGGGGGCGAGGCGGGGGCCGGGGCCGAGGCCGAGGAGGCCGCACCCGCUGCCGUCGCGCAGGACUCCUCCGACGACGACGUCGCGCCCGAUCUCAAGAGCUCGGAGGCGGCGGGCGGACUGUCCGACUUCGAGGCGAUGUUGGCCCGCAAGCGCGAGGAGCGGCGCGGCCGCAGACGUCGCAGGGACAUCGACAUCAUCAACGACAACGACGACCUCAUCGCCCACCUGCUGCAGCAGAUGCGCCAGGCCGCAGAGCAGGACCGCGACCUCAACCGCAAGAACCAGCCCGCCGUCAAGAAGGUGUCGAUGCUGAAGGCGGCCAUGUCGCAGCUCAUCAAGAAGGACCUGCAGCUGGCGUUCCUCGAGCACAACGUCCUCAACGUGCUGUGCGACUGGCUCGCCCCCAUGCCCAACCGCGCUCUGCCCUGUCUGCUCAUCCGCGAGAGCAUCCUCAAGCUGCUCAUGGACUUCCCGUCGAUAGACAAGUCGCUGCUGAAGCAGUCGGGCAUCGGCAAGGCGGUGAUGUACCUCUACAAGCACCCCAAGGAGACGAAGGCCAACCGCGAGCGCGCCGGACGCCUCAUCUCAGAGUGGGCGCGCCCGAUAUUCAACCUCUCCACGGACUUCAAAGCGAUGACGCGGGAGGAGCGGCAGGCGCGCGACGAGGCGAUGGCGGGCGCGCGGCGACGCGGCGAGGAGGCGGGCCCGUCGCGCCGGGCGCCCCCCGCGGCCGGACCCCACGCCCCCCACGCCGCACACCACCCCCCGCCGGACCAGGACCGGGCGGCGCGGCCGGGCGAGCCGGGCUGGGUGUCGCGCGCGCGCGUGCCGCUGCCCUCCAACAAGGACUACGUCGUGCGCCCCAAGUCCACCUGCGACGCGGACAUGUCUCGCAUGAGCAAGAAGAAGAUGACGCGUUACGAGAAGCAAAUGAAGAAGUUCAUGGACCAGAAGCGGAUGAAGAGCGGCUCAAAGCGAGCCGUCGAGAUCUCCAUCGAGGGCCGCAAGAUGUCGCUGUGAGCGCGCUCAGUGCGCAGUCACAGUGUCUGAGUGCGCAGUCACUCGCCCACUGUGACGUCACAGUGUGUGAGUGCGCAGUCACUCGCCCACUGUGACGUCACAGUGUGAGUGCGCAGUCACUCGCCCACUGUGACGUCACAGUGUGUGAGUGCGCAGUCACUCGCCCACUGUGACGUCACAGUGUGAGUGCGCAGUCACUCGCCCACUGUGACGUCACAGUGUGUGAGUGCGCAGUCACUCGCCCACUGUGACGUCACAGUGUGAGUGCGCAGUCACUCGCCCACUGUGACGUCACAGUGUGUGAGUGCGCAGUCACUCGCCCACUGUGACGUCACAGUGUGUGAGUGCGCAGUUAGCGCUCACUGCGCACUCACACACUGUCAAACUACAUGACAAGCGAAGCGCAAAACCUUUGACGGAAUAAACUUGUGAUUUGUUGUGACGAUUGAAGUGUUUCAAGCGACGUUGUUCGCCGCAUUCACAGCCGGCUCCGGGCACUCACAUACAUAGGUUUAACUUAAUUGU
Papilio machaon (common yellow swallowtail) is the source of this 3078-nucleotide messenger RNA. RefSeq names its product serine/arginine-rich splicing factor 4. The transcript has 12 exons. Gene Ontology annotation, biological process: poly(A)+ mRNA export from nucleus. The record is from RefSeq and is a predicted model, not a curated record. Gene Ontology annotation, cellular component: nucleus. Bases 178 to 2553 code for a protein of 791 amino acids. NCBI's taxonomy places the organism in Eukaryota, Metazoa, Arthropoda, Insecta, Lepidoptera, Papilionidae.